AUGACGUUGGAAGAAUUGUGCAAGAAAUGUGAAAUUUGCCAAAGUCAGAGGAAUAAACCGCCUGCCGGUAUUCCUCAUCCAUGGAUGUAUCCCACAGCACCUUGGGAGAGAGUUCACGCGGAUUUAAGGGAGUUGGAAGGUCAACAUUAUCUUAUUAUGAUUGACGCUUAUUCGAAAUGGUUGGAAGUGCAUGAAAUGGGCACUAGUACAACCGCUAGUAGGACUAAAGAGGUGAUGAGGCGAGUUUUCAGUUUUCAUGGCAUUCCGAGACGAUUGGUGACAGAUAAUGGUCCACGAUUCGGGUCAAUAGAAUUUCAGGAGUUCAUGAAAGAAAAUGGUGUCAAACACCAACUCACCCCUCCGUAUCACCCAUCGAGCAAUGAACAACCAGAACGAGCAGUUCAAAUCCUCAAGAGAUCUAUGGAGGCACGACCUAAAGACGUACUAUUAGAUCAUAGAUACGUCUAG
Molecule: messenger RNA, 468 nt
Organism: Corticium candelabrum
Lineage: Eukaryota; Metazoa; Porifera; Homoscleromorpha; Homosclerophorida; Plakinidae
Exons: 1
Coding region: 1-468 (155 amino acids)
Biological process (GO): DNA integration
Molecular function (GO): nucleic acid binding
Source: RefSeq, a predicted model, not a curated record